GCGAGCCAGCCAUGGCGCGCAGAGUGUUGCUACUUUGUUUCUGCCUCUGUUAUGGCUGUACGGGCGGCCAGGGCCCGGCCCGGCAGAGCAGGCCAUGGGAGCGCAGGGAAGCAGCUCCGAGCUCAGCCCUCCUGGGCGACGAGCACUAUGAGAGGCUGCAGAGCCACCUGGGCGCCGUGAGGGCCCUCUCCCGGAGGUAUUGGCACUUGGUGGCCUGCAAGGUUUGGCAGGAGGACUGUGAGGAGAAGGAAGAGGAGGAGGAGAAGGAGGCGGCGGCGGCGGCGGCGGAAGAGGCCGGAGGAGGCGGCCAAGUCGUCCUGGAACGACGAGGGUGGAGUUUGCCCAUCAUGAGCGAGAUUGUCUCCAGCUGGUACUGCAGCUUUGGCAGGUGCUGUGCAACAGGAGACUGCAGAGUGACCAACAACAUCACAGGGUUAGAGCUGGACCUGAGCAGCAGACUCCAUGGACAACACCUGGCGAAAGAUGUUGUGCUGAAGGCCAUUCAAGGCUUCCUGGAGACCCCACAGCCAGAGAAAGCGCUGAGUCUUUCCUUCCACGGCUGGUCUGGCACGGGCAAGAACUUUGUGGCCCGCCUAAUAGCGGAACAUCUUUACCGGGAUGGCCUGAAGAGUGACUGUGCCAAAGUCUUCAUCUCACUAUUUCACUUCCCCCAUUCCAAAUAUGUGGACAUAUACAAGGUCCAGCUGGCAAAACAGAUCAGCGAGACAGUGCAGCUCUGUGAGCAGUCAUUGUUCAUCUUUGACGAGGCCGAGAAGCUGCAUGUCGACCUCCUAGAUGCCCUAAAACCCUACGUGGAUCACUAUGACAGCAUCGACACAGUGGAUUACCGACGGUCCAUCUUCUUAUUCCUUAGUAACACUGGUGGCAAUAUCAUCAAUGAGGUCGCCCUAGACUUCUGGCAAGCUGGUCGAUCCAGAGAGGAAAUCACUAUGGAGUACUUGGAGAAGCACCUGAGGACAGAGCUUCUGGAGGGCACAGCAGAGGGUUACGCCCGUAACCACCUUCUAGAAGACAACCUCAUAGACUUUCUGGUCCCUUUCCUGCCUCUGGAGUACCGCCACGUGAAGCUGUGUGCUCGGGACGCUUUCCUAGCCCGGGGUCUUCCGUUCACUGAAGAGGCACUGGAUGAGGUUGCAAGGAUGAUGGUGUUCGUUCCCAAGGAGGAGAAACUAUUCUCUGCUCAGGGUUGCAAGUCAGUCUCACAGCGUAUAAACUACUUCCUUCCCUAAUCUCCUGGGAGUUUGAAAGCACAAAGGACUGCAACAGAGCUUGCCCUAUUUCCUGUUGAACAAGGGUUAGGUACCUUGCAAUAUUUAAUUGCACUGCAACGGGAUAUUAAAUUUCCCUGCCAUGCGGGGGCUUCUGGGCAGGAAAAAACGUGAGAAGGUGGAAAUGUGCUGUUGGAGGUUGCUGGAGAACUUUCAUCAGCAAACAUUACGUAGCUGGAAUCUACAUGAAUGGUGCUGCUGAAGAGGCAGAGGUGCAAUUUUAGAAGAUAACGAAAUGGGACUUUCAUCCGUUGUACUGAGCAGGUAAUUAGGUCGAUCGUGGGGAAAGAAACUCAUCCGUAUGAAGAGUAAGACUUCUUCAUUUUGUCUUCAGGACUGAAAUUGCUUUGAGCAAUUGUUUGAAAGUAUAAGUGACUUUGAGUUCUGCUCCUUAACAGUGUGACUGAAGAAGGAGUAUUUGCUUGCAAUACAAGCUACUUCUUCUUCCAGAAAACUUGUACUGAGAUUAGAUAUGAAUAAGCCAUCUUGCCCCCAACUCGGAGGCAGGGUACUAGGCAUUGUGUUUUUUUAAGUAAACAUCCAGCUUUUAAAUGACACAGGCAUACUGCUGCAUGUGCUGGAAAAUGAUGACCACUUACUUGCUGCUUCCCUGCACUUAUGUACCUUGUUAAGAAUUCACACAUGCAAUUUUUUAUUAUGUUUCUGCCAAGGAAUUAAAAUGU
Elgaria multicarinata webbii is the source of this 1972-nucleotide messenger RNA. RefSeq names its product torsin family 3 member A (gene TOR3A). The record is from RefSeq and is a predicted model, not a curated record. Lineage: Eukaryota; Metazoa; Chordata; Lepidosauria; Squamata; Anguidae. The transcript is spliced from 6 exons. Gene Ontology annotation, molecular function: ATP binding; ATP hydrolysis activity. Bases 12 to 1250 code for a protein of 412 amino acids. Gene Ontology annotation, cellular component: nuclear envelope; endoplasmic reticulum lumen.